Linum trigynum is the source of this 3417-nucleotide messenger RNA. The record is from the annotation of a GenBank genome assembly. NCBI's taxonomy places the organism in Eukaryota, Viridiplantae, Streptophyta, Magnoliopsida, Malpighiales, Linaceae.
GAUCUUGUGGUGUAGCUUCUUAUGACACGGUAAGCUACAGCUUCCUUGCAAUGUCACACAGGCUGAAACAUCAACAUCAUUUUCAUUUUGUCAUUGCAAAGUAGCCAUUUUCUCCCAACCCAAUAAAAUAAAGUACUGUUUUUUUCCUUUUUCAGUUGUAGUGAGCUCUUUUUGGGAUCACCCAUUAACUAGAUGAUCUUGCAGAUUUGCAUUUAUUAUCCUUUAGAAUCUGUUGGCUUGGUCCACCACCUGCUGUAUGCUGAAGUUUGUUACCUACAAGCUACAACUGUCAUUCUCAGCAUGUUCCUUUCACUUAUAAGAUUUCAAUUGCCAAUAGUGCACUGAUACCAACAAACUGUGUGUUCGCUCCCCUAUGGUAAUCAUUUGGGGUCCUGCAAUUGGAAGGGAUUUUGUCCUCUGCGAAUGCACUUGAUAUUUGUACCCUGGAUUUUGUCUCUACUAUCUUCAGCUGCAGUUUUGCUAGGCGAUUCCACAAAUCAACAUCAUUCUAGGAACUCUCAAUGUGUGAGAGUAAUACCACUUGAUAGCUCAGUGCGUGAGGCAUGGGUUUUAGAUAUGGGUUAUUCAAGAGCACAAGUUAGUGAUAUACUGCUUCUUGUGUUCUGUGAAAAGGAAACCACGCUUUCCGGCUUCAUCUGUAAACUGAAGGAAGAAGUCCUUUACCAAAAGAGAAAAAUGGUUAGCUUCUUUAUUGAUUUUGAUUCUUUAUGCUUCUUCUUAGUGGGAAAUUGAUGUUCCUUUACAUGAACUGAAAAUGCAACAUAACUUGAUCAGAUACUUGGUUUCUAAGACAACUAGUGCCCCACAAAAGAAUCUCACUUGUGUUGCUUUUCCCUUCAAAUUUGACUCCUUUGUGUUUGAAAGAAAGAGGAUCAAAUAUUGAAUGGAUUCUUGUCUGAUAGUUCCUUAAUCAAAGCAACACCCAUCUUGUAUACCAGCAUUUAAAAUCAUUGUGGUUCCUUUUGUUUCAGGGAUUUUAUUUUACUCUGAUGAUUCAUUUGUUCUUUUUUGAAUUAUUUCAUGUCUCUGGUAUAGUUUCACUAUCAAUUUAUUCCCUUGUCUCCCGAGUUCCUCUAACUAUUAAUUGAGUACUUGAGUUAGAUGGAUUGUUUUGUUGGGUUGGACCAAGUAUGUACAUUGAUUUUGUGGGGGACUGGAGACACAAGGCCCUAUGUCUUGUAUUAGCUAAUAAGCCAUAGGAGUUUGAGGAGAACAUGGGGUCAUAUUGGUCUCCGCAUGAAAACACACCAGCCAAACCAAAGCAAGACCAUGGACCCGUUCUAUAUAUAAAGCAACAAGGGUAACGAACUUUUCUGUCUUAUUGGCUCUCUUGUCUCUCUCUCUCUCUCAGUCACACACAGACACUCACAGUGUUGUGUCCCUGCUUCUCUUUUAAAUAUAACCAAUAAGCCCUACACACCAACAUUACUUGCCUUGCUCCUCUUGGCUCCAUUUCUUCUCAUCUUCUGUGCUGGGCUGGAGGUUGAUAGACCCUUUGUAGGCACCAUGGUUAAUUCAAGUUCCUUGCUGAUUGCUUCUGUGACUAGUCAAAUAUUCAUUUCCAUGGGAAAGUAGUGGGUCCUUAGAAGGGGAUAGAAAAAUGGGGAAGGGUGGUAGUAGGGUUUUGAGAGUUAUCUCUGGAGCUGUGUUGUUGUUUGUGGUAGUUUGGUUCUUGUGUGUUGGAGUGUUAGCAAACCAUGCAACCAGAAAAUUGCAGAGAUUUGCAGUUUCAUCAACUGGGAGGCAUCACUUUCAUGAGGGGUUGGAUCUCAAUUAUGUCAGCAAGAGAAGAGUGCCCAAUGGACCUGAUCCAAUUCACAACAGGUAAUGAUUUUCAUAACUUAAAUCUAAUUCUUCUUUUUUUCUGUUGAAAUGAUCAUACAUUCGUACUAAGGUUAAGCAUUACCAAGAAUUAGCCAAGCUAUAACUUCCUUCUGAUCACUAUAUCUAUCUGAUGUUUGUCAGAGCGGGGUCUGAAUUGUGGAUAGCAGAGUAGGAACAUCCGUCUUUUUCUUUCUUACUGUGAAAACUGAAAACAAAGCUAUUAGUACUGAAAUAUACAAGUAUGUUCAUAGCCUGUGUAUAAUAAGAUAUCUGGGUAUAUAAUCAAAGAUGGCCGUGACCCAUCCUAGAUCCUAAUUGGAAAUCCAUGGAAAGCUGACAGUGGUGUAGCUCCUCUUUAGCAAAGCUUCUUUAGUUGUGAAUCUUUCUCUUAUUUUUAUGAGAAAUAGAAGACAUCGGGGAAUGGACUUGGACCACUUUAGGUGAUUUAGAAAGUCCCUAGUAAGUGUAUCUCUAGCUUUCGUGAACAUUUAGUGAACUCUCUUUUGUUCAUUUGUUCCAUUAUUAGACUAAAGUUAUCUUUAUCCGAAUGCAGCUGAAACAUAUCAGGAACAUUAGUAAUGCCUACUUCUACUAACACUGCAGCUGCUUUUUCCAGGAGAGCGUCCCAGUCCAGAAAGCCACCAGGUCGAACAUAGCAAGAGGGAUCGCGGCAAACUCAUUCCCUUCCCUCCGAGCUGUUAGCCACUGAAUUGAGCAUCGAGUAGUAUAGGUUUUUCUUAAUACAGUUGUGUCAUUACUAAUCUAGUAAAGGUUUUUGGAGAAUCAUCCAAGUUGUGGUCCUGUUCGAUGACCAUCGGAGCAGACGAUUGAGCCGCUCCCAUGCAGCGUGCUGCAUCAACGAGGAAAGAAAGGGUACAGCUUUGAAGGGGAUUCGUGUUCCUUUGUUUAAUCAAAGGGCUCUCUGCCAAAGAUGAAAGCUGGCUGAGGGGUCUUUGCUUUUGCAUGGAGGGAGUGUUCUUUUGGAACACCAUCCAAGAAAGAAAAGGUUCCUUUGUCUCCGUACGUGAUUAUAUUCGUGCUACUUAGUUUGCUUUGCUUUUGUAGAGGAAGUUGCUUGUUUGCAGUUGCUAGUAUUCAUCUACGGCUGCUAAUAUCUCUUUUGAAAAUGGAUUGGCUUUCUUUCUUUCUCUUACUACACUUUUGCUUUUGGUUGUUCAAAAACGCCAGGUAAAGCUUAUUUUAGCCAUUAAGCAAAGGUGCCCCCUUUCUCUUUCGACCAUUGUUUUUAGGCUUCAAUCGUGCUGCUGUUGCUGUUAGUUUCUGCCUUUUCCUUUUCAAGUUUAUCUUCGGCGAGAUCAGUCUUGUGGAAUCAUAUAUACUAGGCUUGGUUUGGAAAAUGAGAAAUGUUUGUAAAAACAGAGGCUCAACUCAAGGUCUUGCAUUUGAAUUUCAAUCGUUGCGUUUGAUGUUCAACUAUUUCUGAUAGAAAGAAAUUCAAAAAAUUUCCUACUACUAUCCAUUCAUUUGAGAUUGUGCUAUAGUUGGUGCAUGAAAAAUGUCAAAGGACAUGUAACGACCUCUUUUCUAAACUAAUAAACGCCUGAAAAAGAU